AUGGUCGCCGACGCCCUCAUCUAUCACCCGAGCGUGUCGCACUACCUCAAAUUUGUCGCGACGACUGUCGGUCGCGACAAGCUCCUGCGCACGCUGCAAUACUUCUCGCGCUUCUACGCGUGGUACCUCCUGCGCACGAAUGGCACCAAAGCCGAAAUUGCGCCGUUCGAGGCGAUGAAGAAACAGUUCGGUCUCACGCGCAAGCUGAUGCGCGUCGGCAAGAACAUCGAGCACUUCAAGGCCGCCGCCACGGCCGCCGACUCCAAGACCAUGGACCCCGUUUUGCGGUACGCCGCCGUGGGCCGCCAGCUGGGUUACGCGGGAUACCUGACGUUCGACCUGGCGACGGUGUUGGACGCUGCGGGCAUUAAGAAAUGGCAGGGCGCUACUAGGGCCGGACGGGAGGCGUACCGGUUCUGGGCUAUGGGGUUGGCGUGCAGUGUGGUCGCGCAGCUGUACACGCUUUAUCAAUUGAAGGAGCGGGAGGCCAAGGUGGAUAAGAAGGAGGGCGAGGGGGUCGUGGAGGCGAAGCGGAUUGCUAUUGAGCGAAGUGCCAGCCAACUUCAACUGCUUUCCGACCUCUGCGAUUUGACGGUCCCUACGAGUGCAUUGGGCUGGGUUGGAUUUGACGACGGCUUUGUGGGCUUGGCCGGUACCAUGAGUAGUUUGAUUGGAAUCUACUCCCAGUGGAAGAAGACUGCGUGA
Pseudomassariella vexata is the source of this 705-nucleotide messenger RNA. Its product is annotated as peroxisomal biogenesis factor 11. Gene Ontology annotation, biological process: regulation of peroxisome size; peroxisome fission. NCBI's taxonomy places the organism in Eukaryota, Fungi, Ascomycota, Sordariomycetes, Amphisphaeriales, Pseudomassariaceae. The record is from RefSeq and is a predicted model, not a curated record. The transcript is spliced from 2 exons. Gene Ontology annotation, cellular component: peroxisomal membrane. Bases 1 to 705 code for a protein of 234 amino acids.